GCCGAAUUCGAGGCGGCUGAAGGUCGGAACACCGGGGAUCAAAGCAGGAGCGCUUGAUCCGCGCAGGAUUCUUAGUCUCAGUCUCUCAGUCUUCUAGCCUCGUGUGGUCGGGAAUAGCUUCAUCGGGACGAGCCGACACCGCCUUCCCAGAGCAGGCAUAACGUCAUCGGGUCCCCCACCGGCGGAGGGACCUCAGGGAGCCUCAGGCCGACCCGGCAUAACUAAGACUUUUUCUCGCGUUACCCCUCCUUGUCCUCCCCUCCGUAUGUUCGCCGGUCGCUUUUUGUCUUCCCUUCGUCCAUCUUCCCUCAGGGUCCCCAGCCCAAGAUUCCCUUCGAUCUUCCCAGGAACCAAUCGAACUCUCGCAACCAUGGCCUCCGAUACCAACCAGUAUAAGCUUAACCACACUAUGAUCCGGGUCAAGGACCCGAAGAAAUCCCUCGAAUUCUACAAGUUCCUGGGACUCAGCCAGAUCCAGCAUCUGGACUUCCCCGAAGCCAAGUUCUCCCUCUACUUCCUCGGUUACAACGGCCCCAACUCUUUGCAGGGUGGUGACCGGCACUUCACGGACCGCAACGCCCUGCUGGAACUCACCCACAACUACGGCACCGAGAACGACCCCAACUACAGCGUGGUGAACGGAAACACCGAACCCCACCGCGGCUUCGGACACAUUGCCAUCUCCGUGGACAACAUCGAGUCGGCCUGCAAGAGGAUCGAGGAUGCCGGGUACCCCUUCCAGAAGAAGCUGACCGAGGGACGCAUGCGACACAUUGCUUUUGCGAAGGACCCCGAUGGAUACUGGGUCGAGCUCAUCCGCCGUCAUGACGAGGAUGUCGGCGCUACCACCGACCCCGGCAACUACCGCCUCAACCACACCAUGCUCCGCGUGAAGUCCGCCGAGAGCAGCUUGAAGUUCUACCAGGAGGUCAUGGGCAUGACCCUGCUGCGAACCUCCGAGAACAAGGAGGCUGGCUUCAACCUGUACUUCUUGGGAUACCCCAAGUCCAACCCGCAGGUGCAGGAGAACGCCAAGAACCCCGUGACUGAAUGGGAGGGUCUGCUCGAGUUGACCUGGAACUACGGCACCGAGAACCAGGAGGGCCAGGUUUACCACAACGGCAACACCGAGCCCCAGGGAUUCGGACACAUCUGUGUGUCUGUCGAUGACCUCAACGCCGCCUGCGAUCGGUUCGAGUCGCUCAACGUCAACUGGAAGAAGCGCUUGACGGACGGACGCAUGAGGAAUGUGGCCUUUGUGUUGGAUCCCGACAACUACUGGGUCGAGGUGGUGCAGAACGAGGCGCUGAAGCGCACCAGCAACUGGUAAA
This is a messenger RNA of Aspergillus steynii IBT 23096, 1331 nucleotides long. Its product is annotated as lactoylglutathione lyase GLO1. Lineage: Eukaryota; Fungi; Ascomycota; Eurotiomycetes; Eurotiales; Aspergillaceae. Bases 371 to 1330 code for a protein of 319 amino acids. The record is from RefSeq and is a predicted model, not a curated record. Gene Ontology annotation, molecular function: metal ion binding; lactoylglutathione lyase activity. The transcript is spliced from 5 exons.